Messenger RNA from Besnoitia besnoiti, 906 nucleotides. RefSeq lists its product as uncharacterized. NCBI's taxonomy places the organism in Eukaryota, Apicomplexa, Conoidasida, Eucoccidiorida, Sarcocystidae. The record is from RefSeq and is a predicted model, not a curated record. Bases 1 to 906 code for a protein of 301 amino acids. The transcript is spliced from 3 exons.
AUGAGUAGCAUGAGACUUUCUGAACAGAAUCUCCCCCAAGUCGACGCGUACUUCGAGUACCGGAACAUCGUCGGAGACACGGACAACAGCACCCUGCUGAGUCAGCAAGAGUACGACGCUUUGCGCGAGCGUGCAGCGGAGGCGAGCAAAGACCCUCUACGUGUUUUUUGGAGGAAUACGAUAAACGGGCUGGACUGCAGAUGCUUAGGCCCAUCUUCUUCCUGCUUGUGUGGACAUCGGCUUCGCGACCAUGACUGGUUGGCGCGGGACACAAAGCAAGUGAAAUGCCGGAUGAAUAAUUGCAAGUGUCCUCUGUUUGACUUUAUCCCUGUACAUGGUUCCCAGGACAUCAAGUGCCGAUGUCACCACUCGUACGUAGAUCAUGAUAUUGUCUCCCGCAAAUGCCUUCGUUGCGCAACGCAGAAGGCGCCGCCUUCCUCUCGAAGCAGGGCCCCCGCGUCCAGCCAUGCGAAAAACGCGUCUUGUCUGGGCUUUACGUCUUCGUACACAUGCUCGUGCGGUUCCUCUGCUGCUGCACACGAAACAGUCUUCGAGACAGAGAGCGAACGACGUGCCAGGGGCGAGGUCGACAUCGUGGGACCCUUGGGGCCGGACGGAGGAAGCUUGUCAUUCACAGGGGGUCUUUCAGAUUUUACCAGUCUUUUGGAUGGCGUCGACCGCAUGUCCGUAUACUGCGAAGACCCUCUUGCCAGACUGCGAGACCAACACGCCAGAGCAGCAAAUGCCGCGCCAGGCACAAAUGCAUCACUUGUAUCACGAAACAGGGAACGCAACGACUCGAAAGGCCCGUCCGCUGGUAGUGAACUGACGAACAGCGACAAUGUCAUGCAUCUUCUUUACAAGCCGUGCUCGUUCAAAGCGCCCCUAAGAAGAGAGAGGGCGUGA